Molecule: messenger RNA, 2230 nt
Organism: Rosa rugosa (rugosa rose)
Lineage: Eukaryota; Viridiplantae; Streptophyta; Magnoliopsida; Rosales; Rosaceae
Product: tuliposide B-converting enzyme 1, amyloplastic-like
Exons: 2
Coding region: 171-2132 (653 amino acids)
Molecular function (GO): hydrolase activity
Source: RefSeq, a predicted model, not a curated record
GCAAGCAGUUAGCAGUGUCAAACACGUGCCCCUCGAUCACUCUUCUGGAACUCAACUUAUGACCAACCCUAGAUAGCCCUCCUCCAUUUAUAACCACUUCCACUACGCUUGAUAAGAUCACCAAUCAAUUAUUCAUUUCUCAUCCAUCUCUCUCUACCUUUCCUUCUCCGAUGGCUUCCACCACCACCAAAGAAAUCGCCGCAGAGAUCCCCAAUCUCAUCAAGCACUACAAAGAUGGCACAGUCGAACGCCUCUUCGGCUCUCCACACGUUCCCCCAUCUCUUAACGACCCCGAUACUGGUGUCUCCUCCAAAGACAUCACCAUCUCACACAAUCCCUUAGUCUCUGCUCGCCUCUACCUCCCUCAAAACCAAACCAAAAAGCUUCCCAUCUUGCUCUACUUCCACGGCGGCGGUUUCUGCCUCGAGUCCGCCUUCUCCUCCCUCGACCACCGCUACCUCAACCGCCUGGUCUCGGAAGCUCAAGUCAUUGCUGUCUCAGUCGAGUACAGGCUCUCCCCAGAAAGCCCUCUUCCUGCUGCUUAUGAAGAUUGCUGGGCCGCUCUUCAGUGGGUUGCUUCUCACUCACUCAAUGAAGAUGAUACUUCUCACAAAGAGCCGUGGCUAGCCGAUUUCGGCGACUUCGAUAGAGUUUACAUUGGUGGAGACAGUGCUGGAGGGAACCUUGCACAUAACAUAGCUAUGAGAGCAGGGAUUGACAGCUUACCUGGUCGGGUGAAGAUUUUGGGGGCUAUUCUGUCCCACCCGUACUUUUGGGGGUCCAAGCCAAUCGGGUCGGAGCCUAAAGGUGAAGACAAUGACAAGUCCCUGCCUUAUCUGGUUUGGAACUUUGCUUAUCCUUCUGCUGAUGGAGGCAUUGACAAUCCGUUGAUUAAUCCGAUGGUUUCGGGUGCUCCGAGUUUGGCCGGGCUUGGGUGCUCUAGGCUUCUUGUGUGUGUUGCUGGCAAGGAUGAGCUGAGGGAUCGAAGCGUCUGGUAUUAUGAUUUGGUGAAGGAAAGUGGAUGGAAAGGAGAAGUGGAGCUGUUUGAAGUGGAAGGAGAGGAGCAUUGCUUUCAUAUCUUGUAUGAGAAAGAGACAGAGAAUGUAAAGAAAAUGAUCAAACGGUUAGCUGAUUUUCUAUCUUUAAUUUCUCCUCCAAUGGCUUCCACCACCAAAGAAAUAGCUUCAGAGAUCCCCAAUAUCAUCAAGCAUUACAAAGAUGGCACAGUCGAACGCUUCUUCGGUUUUCCGUACGUCCCCCCAUCUCUUAACGACCCCCAAACCGGUGUCUCCUCCAAAGACAUCACCAUCUCACACAACCCUUUAGUCUCUGCUCGCCUCUACCUCCCUCGAAACAAAUCUCAAAAACUUCCCAUCUUGGUUUACUUCCACUGCGGCGGCUUUUGCUUAGAAUCGGCCUUCUCGUCCAUCCACCACCGCUACCUCAACCGCCUGGUCUCCGAAGCUCAAGUUCUCGCCGUCUCAGUCGAGUAUAGGCUCGCCCCGGAAAGCCCACUUCCUGCUGCUUAUGAAGAUUGUUGGACCGCUCUUCAAUGGGUUGCUUCUCACUCAAUCCAUCAAGAUGGUACUUCUCACAAAGAGCCCUGGGUAGUCGAUUUCGGGGACUUUGAUAGGCUUUACAUUGGUGGAGAUAGUGCUGGUGGAAAUCUUGCACAUAACAUUGCUAUGAAGGCAGGGGCUGAGAGCUUGAAUGGCGGUGUGAAAAUUUUGGGGGCUAUUGUGUCGCACUCGUAUUUCUGGGGAUCCAAGCCAAUCGGGUCGGAGCCUAAAGGAGAAGACAUUGAGAAGUCUCCGCAGUGUCUGUGUUGGAAUAUUGUUUACCCUGGUGCUGAUGGAGGCAUUGACAAUCCAUUGAUUAAUCCGAUGGUUUCGGGUGCUCCGAGUUUGGCCGGGCUUGGGUGCUCUAGAUUGCUUGUUUGUGUUGCAGGCAAGGAUGAGCUGAGGGAUCGAAGUGUCUGGUAUUAUGAUUUGGUGAAGGAAAGUGGGUGGAAAGGAGAAGCGGAGUUGUUAUUUGAAGUGGAAGAAGAGGGGCAUUGCUUCCAUAUCUUGUAUGAGAAAGAGACCGAGAAUGUUGCAAAAAUGAUCAAACGCUUGGCUGCUUUUCUUGUCUAGUAGAUUAUGUUCAUUUGCAUGCUAGUUUUUGGUCAUGUGUUAGUCCGAGAGCAAGAUUGUCACGCCCCGAAUUUUGAAUAAUAAAUUCAAAUCCGAAA